This is a messenger RNA of Truncatella angustata, 2019 nucleotides long. RefSeq names its product HET domain protein. Lineage: Eukaryota; Fungi; Ascomycota; Sordariomycetes; Amphisphaeriales; Sporocadaceae. Bases 1 to 2019 code for a protein of 672 amino acids. The transcript is spliced from 2 exons. The record is from RefSeq and is a predicted model, not a curated record.
AUGGCGCCAGAUAUCUACGAGGCUCUCCCGCCUCCCAACUCGUUAGGCCAGACCAUACUGGCUACUCGGCUCCUGAUGCUAGCCCCGGGGACUGGAGACCAACCGCUAGAAGGUAGUCUUGCGUAUUUAGAUCUUACUGACUCCACCAUCCGCUACGAGGCCCUCUCCUACAUGUGGGGAACGGAUAAGGCCCCGAACCCGUUAAGAUGCCAGAGUAGCGACAUCCCAAUCACAUUGAAUCUCGAGACGGCCUUGAGAAGUCUGCGUCUAAGGGAUGGAAUCAGAACUUUGUGGGUCGAUGCCGUUUGCAUCAAUCAGAACGACUUGGCCGAACGUGAGCGACAGGUUGGUUACAUGCGACUGGUGUAUAGUCAAGCCGACAGAGUGAUCGUAUGGCUGGGACCUUCAAAUGACCUCAACCGUGCUGCAAUUGCCCGUGCCAAGGAGCUCUGUCAGUACCGCAUACUGCUGAUGGACACACAUCGUGAAGAUGCUCAAGAAAUGUUAUCCGUCUACUCAGGCUCACAGGUCGAAAAGACUAUGCUGGAUGCUGUUAUAGCCGAUUCAAAAAGAGAGUCUGGCACAGCACUCAUAAAACUUUUCGACAACAGAUACUUCCGCCGUGUCUGGUGCGUUCAGGAAGUGGUGGCAUCCCGACAAGCCGUUGCGAAAAGUGGCCAUGACGAAAUAGACUUUUUUGACCUGUUGUCGCUCGUCAAGUAUAUUGGAGCGUUGAAGCACAGCGAAGGUCUUCCAGCCUGGCCACCCAGUACACUUUCGUUCUGGGGCUUCAUUCGUUCCCAAAGAGGCCGCGUCUAUUGGCCUCAUUCUGACCUUGUUGAAAAUUCGUUGGGGGAUAUGCUACUCAUCCUCCGAGAAAUACGGAACUUCGAGUCCACAGAUGCUAGAGAUCGCAUUUUUGCAGUUUUAGGGAUAACAGACCAAGGCAUUCACUCCACCGGGUGGGCUUCUAUGGAGCCUCCUCGAUCGAGAGUAGAAAAGUUUCUAGCCUGGAUUGCUAAAAAGCUGGAUGGGCGUGGUUCGAAUAUUGAACUUUGGCGAAAUCCAGCUAUGGCCCCGAAUUAUACCAAGUCAGCCUUGGAGGUAUACCGUGAUUUCACGCGCUAUUGCUUGAGUCGGCCUCCUUGUGUGCUAGAUGUCUUGUUUCACGUACAGCACACCGACGAUCCCCGUAGUACUUCAUUCCCGUCUUGGGUACCGAAAUUCGAUAUACCGAGUUCUACGAAUUACUUUACUUACCAAGUCUAUCAGGCUGGCACCCUUUAUCGUGGCAGGAUUUCCGAAAGCGCUCGGCUCCAUGACUUCCCUGCCGACGGGGUCAACCCACUACGUCCGAAUGUAUUGCAGCUGGAAGGGUUUGUUUUCGACCACGUUUUGACAAUCACGGACACAAUUAUGCUUGAUAGCAAUGACGCGAAGCCAUUGGACCGGGUUUGGGAGCAGCUUUUUCAUUCCUCCCCACGCCAUAAGCGCAAUUCCACUUAUAUCGACGGAUGCACUUCGUUAGAAGUCGCUUUCUUGAUGACACUUCAUGCUGGCGCCUUGGGAUCAGCCGUGAGAUAUGCUAGUUUCCAACGUUCUGUUGAUGCCCUGACACAGCAUGCGAAAAACUGCUUAGCUCAUUGGUUGUCACAUAUACGAAGAGUACCACUCUCUACGUAUCAACACAUCAUUAAACCGGUUGACAUACCCGCCGAACUGCCUCCAAUCGUUGCGAAAUCCUUCAUGACCACCAUACGAGCGACCAGUGCAAACCGGAAGCUAUAUCGGACUUCUACUGGAUACCUUGGUCUUGGACCUGCUGCAACGAAAAGUGGCGACAUCGUGGUUGUUUUGCUCGGAGGACAUCUGCCGUUCAUUCUUCGUCCUAGUGGCACAGACUGGCUACUCAUUGGAGAGACAUAUGUACAUCAUCCAAAUUUGAUGAUGGGGUCACUUCUGGAACCACUCCACAGUAAGACACGAAGUCAGCAGCCUAUCACUUUCAGAAUAAUUUAA